UCCAAAUAUACAAUGAGCGAAAAUCAGCCUUUUCUCCCCACUUGAAAAAACACCGCGAAUUCUACUGAAACACCAAUUCAGAUAGAUAGAGAGAGAAGAAGCAGUCGAUGGAGAACGAAGGCUCAGCGGCGGCGGGAAAAUGGCGAUUCGCGGGGAACGAGCGGCUCACUCUUGCCGGAGCUGUGACCGUUAGAGGCGUGCUCGACACUAUCAAGGGAAAUCUCAACGGAAACGACGCCAGGCCUGUUAUUCCGCUCGGCCACGGCGAUCCAUCCGACUUCCCCUCCUUCCGCACCUCCUCUUUCGCGGAGGACGCCGUCCGCGCCGCUGUUAGCUCCGCUAAGUUCAACGGCUACUCCUCCACCAUCGGUAUCCCCGCCGCUCGGAGCGCUGUAGCAGAGCACCUUUCUAAAGACCUUCCUUACAAGUUAUCACCUGAUGAUGUUUUCCUGACCAUUGGAUGCACUCAAGCAUUAGAAGCAAUUGUAACUGUCCUUGCUCGUCCCGGUGCUAAUCUUCUGCUUCCAAGUCCCGGAUUUCCAUACUACGAAGCCAGGGCUGGCUUCUCUGGUCUUGAAGUCCGCCACUUUGAUCUUAUCCCCGAACAAGAUUGGGAAGUGGAUUUGGCUUCGGUUGAAGCUCUUGCUGAUGAAAAUACAGUGGCAAUGGUUAUUAUAAAUCCUGGCAAUCCCUGUGGAAAUGUUUUCAAGUAUGAACACUUGAAAAAGGUCGUGGAGACAGCUAGAAAGCUUGGAAUCUUAGUGAUUUCGGAUGAAGUGUAUGACCAUCUUACUUUUGGUAGCAACCCUUUUGUCCCAAUGGGAAUCUUUGCAUCAAUUACCCCAAUCAUCACUGUUGGAUCGAUAUCUAAGAGAUGGAUUGUCCCUGGUUGGAGACUUGGCUGGAUUGUCACAAACGACCCCGAUGGCAUCCUUACUAAGCAAGGGAUUGUUGACAGCAUCAAAGGUUUCCUGAAUAUUUCCUCUGAUCCAGCGACCUUUAUGCAGGGGGCAGUUCCACAGAUCCUUGAGAACACCCCGCCCGACUUCUUUCAGAAAAUUGUUAGUACGCUGAAAGAAACUGCAGACAUAUGCUAUGAACGCAGCAAAGAAAUUCCCUGCAUAACUUGCCCGAGCAAACCUGAAGGAUCCAUGUUUGUUAUGAUGAAGCUCAAUCUGUCUCUCCUCGAAGGCAUCAACGAUGACUUGGACUUCUGCUGCAAGCUCGCGAAAGAGGAAUCCGUGAUAGUCCUCCCAGGUUUUGCUGUAGGGCGCAGGAACUGGUUGCGCGUUACAUUCGCCAUUGAACCAUCAUCUCUCGAUGAUGGCUUUCUCAGAAUCAAAGCUUUCUGUCAAAGGCACGCCAAGAAACCAUGAGACGAGACGUCGUGUUUCAGUCUCGUAUUUCGAUGAUGGCUUGUUUGGACAUCGAAGGAUCAAUAAUGUGUCGUGUUUCAAUCUCGUAUUUCUAUGAUUGUCUGUUUAGACAUUGAAAAGAUCAAUAAUAUGGGUUGUGUAGUGUUCAAAAGUUUGAACACGAACAUUUAAUAAUGGUUACAAUGUCGAAAUUUCUGCUUUUUGGAA
Molecule: messenger RNA, 1583 nt
Organism: Salvia splendens (bonfire salvia)
Lineage: Eukaryota; Viridiplantae; Streptophyta; Magnoliopsida; Lamiales; Lamiaceae
Product: nicotianamine aminotransferase 1
Exons: 7
Coding region: 108-1376 (422 amino acids)
Biological process (GO): biosynthetic process; L-tyrosine catabolic process
Molecular function (GO): pyridoxal phosphate binding; L-tyrosine:2-oxoglutarate transaminase activity
Source: RefSeq, a predicted model, not a curated record